Cercocebus atys (sooty mangabey) is the source of this 6803-nucleotide messenger RNA. RefSeq names its product G protein-coupled receptor 88 (gene GPR88). Bases 3776 to 4930 code for a protein of 384 amino acids. Gene Ontology annotation, biological process: G protein-coupled receptor signaling pathway. The record is from RefSeq and is a predicted model, not a curated record. The transcript is spliced from 2 exons. Lineage: Eukaryota; Metazoa; Chordata; Mammalia; Primates; Cercopithecidae. Gene Ontology annotation, cellular component: membrane. Gene Ontology annotation, molecular function: G protein-coupled receptor activity.
ACAAUGUAUCAGAAAACUAUAACAAACGCCAUAUUUGAUGGUGAAUUAUUAGAAACUCUAGGGUAACAAUGGGGACUAUCAACCAAAUCAGUGACCACAGGAGAAUGAGUGGGAAGAGGAGGCAGAGGGGCCAGGCGAAGGGAGAGUUCCGACACAUCUGCCGCUCUGGAAAGAAGUAAGCUUGGUGGGAAAGAAUCUGUGGGUGACCCAUAGGCGAGAGUGGAAGGCAUGGAAUCAGAUGAGAUCAAUUAGGGGGAGAGAGUAGGGUAGGAAGAGAACCAAGAAGAAAAGCCAGGAACACUGUAUUAAGGGAACCAUGACACUGGGGAGCCAGAGACUGAGUCUGGAAGGGAGCAGACGGAGGAACAGAAGCAAAGGGAAACCUGGAGGGAAAGGGCACUGAGGAGGAGGGUGUUCUUCACAGAGUCAAAGUAAAGAGGGCAAGGAUUUAGGAGUCACGAUUUGCUACUGAGAGGCUUCUGUUGACCUUAGCCAAAGCUGUUUCCGUGGAGCGGGGAGAGCUAAGGGCCGUGUGGGUGGGUAUUCAAUGGUAAAAUCAGAAGUGGAAGCAGAAAAUGAGCACUUCCACCAGGAAGGGGAAGUGAGCUGUGCGUAGGCACCACGAGAAGGAGGUGAAGUUCCAGGGGAGUUUUAUGAGGUUGUGGUGAAAUCAGCAUUUUUGUAAGUCCGAAGGGGAGCAACCAGUGGAGAGUAGAGAGACUGACAAGAGACAACAGAAAGCAGAUGACUGACGGGGCAAGUUCCUGCUGAAGGUGGGAGGAAAGAGAUGCUCAUAAAAGUGAAUUACUGUUUCACCAUGAAAAACAUAAAUGAAAUCAUUUAUACUGCCAUUCCUUUAUUAAUUCAGUAAGUAUUGAUUAAGUAUCUACUACGUGCCAGGCACUAACCUGGUGCUGGAAAUAAGAUAGGAAAAAUUCCCACCCUAUAUUGUGUAAGUUCAUUAACUUAAAAAAAAAAGCAAAACCAAAUCCAGAAACAAACACAAAUUUGGCCCCUGUCAGGCCAGCGCUAAAGGAGGCAUGGUCUUGGAGGAAGUGUGUGUGACCUCCAGGCACUGGAGUCCCUCAGCAGGAAUGCUACUCAUCUCAAAGGCAACACAGAAAGUGGCAGCUGGGACCAAGGAUCCAGAAUUUGAAUACCCUCCUACCACAUUCUAUCAGAGAGUCCUUUAGGACUAUGUUAAUGUGAGAGAAAAAAACUUUACUUCAAUGACAAGUUUUCACUAUGAAUGAUUAGGAGAGUCUCCCUUCUCCUGAAACAUUGCUGUUAGGGACAGAAUGGAAAAGACUCCUGGACAUAUGGCCCAGAACUACAAUGCAUGUUAGAUAGAAGAGGUACACGCCAUGUGUCAUAACUAGAAAGGAGAAACGCAGGCUUGCUGUGCUUAAUGCACUCACAGCCUCAAUAAAGACAAAUGACAAUAGGCAAAAGGAUGAUGACAGAUGCUCAUUUACAUCAGUAAACCUGAUAUCGAAACCUUCAACCCUCUGAAUAGCAAGUCACUGGUUCUUUUCUUUCACCUUCCCCCCGGCCCCUGCGCCAACCAAUUUCAUUCAGAUACAGCUUAGCUGGACCAAAUCUAUCAAGUCAUGCUUAUCCUUAAUCCUCAUCAGAGUUCUUAAAGUCAUCAACUAACCAUAUUGAUUUAGAAAUAGAACAAGAAAAGCAGAGAAGCUGUGUUUUGACCUUUUUCCUGAAACAUUGCUCUUAGACACAUAUGACCCAGAACUACAAUGCAUGUUAGAUAGAAGAGGUACACGCCAUGUGUCGUAACUAGAGAGGAGAAAUGCUAAAUUCAUGAAAAGGGAUUCACAGACAGUUUUAACAGAAAGGGCCUUUGAAGUAAUUGACUGGGAUCUUAUUUGACAGGAUGAAACUAAUCAAUUACAAGGCUACCUGACGGAUGCUCAGCUUAGUAUCUGGGUGCACUGCAACCCCACCUAACAUUUUUUUCUAUUAUGCCAUGUAACCAUAUUCCCAUAUUGAGUUACAUUUUCAAAUACAUGACUUUUCCAGUGAAUAAUUGAGAGAAUUCCUUUUCUGAAAAACUGCCCACAUGGAAUGGAUAAAUGAGCACUUGCACCAAAGAAGAUGCCAACAUCAGACUGCAAAUCUCUAAGACAGACUUAAGACAAAAAGUUCUGAAGUGAAAAGUUAUCUUUGUUCACACUGUGGAUUAUUCAGGUUUCUUGCUUUCCCCUGAGACACAUUUUUAAAAACUGACUUUAUUUUUUAGAGCAAUUUUAGAUUCAUGGCAAAUUUGAGUGAAAGAUACAGAGAUUUCCCGUGUACUCCCUGACCCUCAGAUACAUAGCCUCUCCCAUUAUCAAAAUCCCCCACCAGAGUGGUUCAUCUGUUACAAUUGAAUGUACACUGACACAUCAUUCCCCAAAGUCCAUAGCUUACACUGCUGCUUCACGUUCUACCACUUUGGACAAAUUUAUGAGGACACAGAUCCACUAUUAUGAUAUCAUAUAGAGUAGUUCCACUGUCCUAAGAAUCUUCUGUGAUCAUCUAUUCAUUCCUCCUUUCUCCCGAACUCGGGCAACCACUGGUCUUUUUAACUGUCUCCAUAGUUUUGCCUUCUCGAGAAUGUCAUGGUUGGUAACAUAUGGUAUGUAGCCCUUUCUGGUUGGCUUUUGUCACUUAGUGAUACACACUUAAGGUUCCUUCAUAUCUUUUCAUGGCUGGACAGCUCAUUUCUUUUUAGCAUUGAAUAAUAUUCCAUUGUCUAGAUGUACCACUGACAUCUACCUUAAAUCUUUUGCCCAUUUCAUUUUUACCCUCUAACCAUUUCAUUACUAAAACACAAAACAAACUCUGGAAAGGAGUUUGUUGAUGAGAAAACACUGCACUGAAAGUAAGAUUUAAAUUGAGGAAUGGAGAUUUUCUGUGGAUAAUUAUCUGUGUUCCACUUUACCAAAGAAAACAUGAAUUUCAAGUAGUGCAUAAAGUAAUUCUCCUUAAAAAAUGUGGGAAUAAAGAAAUCAGUCCUGGGUACUGGGAAUAUAGUUAUCUCUCAGAAAAAUCUUGCCCACAAAAUGCAUCAGACUGAGAUGAAAUACUCUAGGGUAUAUUAAAUUUUAUUCUAAUACUGAAGGGAGAAAAAAAAGGAAGGAAAGAAAAAUGAAGCAGGAUGAAAAAUAAGGUGAUUGAGAGAGAGAAAAGACAGAGAAACUUGUUAACUACAGGACUUUCUGAGCAAGAUAUUUUUCUUCCUUUUACAAGUUAGAAGCUAUUGAAUAAUUCAUGCUAAGCGUGGAAAGGCUGUCUUUUCCCUGGGUGAUGUAUAACUAAGCAGGAGAGAGCUUCGAGUGGGUUCACCACAUCAGCCACCACUCUUGCCUCUGAGCACAGGGUGCUCUCCUCUUGAGCUCAGCUUCUGCUUUUGCAGCCAAGCAUUCUUGCUGCUGCUGCCUGCCUGCCCACCCGCCUGGGCUUGCAGCCCGCCACUUUACUUUCUCCAGCCCUGCUACCAGCUGGAAGUCUCCCUGCAGCUGCUAGUUCCUGUCCAGGACCAUGUGUGUGGAUGCUGCUUGGGAGAAGUGGGCACUUGCUCCUGGCACUGAUCCCAGUUGAGUUUCUCCUGUUGAUUUCUGGACCACUGAUGCUGUUGCUGAGGAGGUAUUUUCUGGCAUCCCUCCCUCUAAGACACCGGCUAAGGACCAGCCCAAACGCAAGGCAGGAAAGUGUCAGGAUGGACCGAGCUGCCGGAAGCCGACGCUAGCGAGGGAGGUGUGAAGAGUUGGCCAGAAUGACCAACUCCUCCUCCACAUCCACCUCCUCCACCACCGGGGGCUCGCUGCUGCUGCUCUGCGAGGAAGAGGAGUCGUGGGCGGGCCGGCGCAUCCCAGUGUCACUCCUGUAUUCGGGCCUGGCCAUCGGGGGCACGCUGGCCAACGGCAUGGUCAUCUAUCUCGUGUCGUCCUUCCGAAAGCUGCAGACCACCAGCAACGCCUUCAUCGUGAACGGCUGCGCCGCCGACCUCAGCGUCUGCGCCCUCUGGAUGCCGCAAGAGGCGGUGCUCGGGCUCCUGCCCGCCGGCUCUGCGGAGCCCCCCGCGGACUGGGACGGCGCUGGGGGCAGCUACCGCUUGCUACGGGGUGGGCUGCUGGGCCUCGGACUCACGGUGUCCCUCCUCUCCCAUUGCCUCGUGGCCCUGAACCGCUACCUGCUCAUCACCCGGGCGCCCGCCACCUACCAGGCGCUGUACCAGAGGCGCCACACGGCGGGCAUGCUGGCGCUGUCCUGGGCGCUCGCCCUGGGCCUCGUGCUGCUGCUCCCGCCCUGGGCACCGCGGCCCGGCGCCACGCCACCGCGCGUCCACUACCCGGCGCUGCUGGCCGCCGCGGCUCUGCUGGCGCAGACGGCGCUGCUGCUGCACUGCUACCUGGGCAUCGUGCGCCGCGUGCGUGUCAGCGUCAAGCGGGUCAGCGUGCUCAACUUCCACCUGCUGCACCAGUUGCCCGGCUGCGCUGCCGCCGCCGCCGCCUUUCCGGGCGCCCAGCACGCGCCGGGUCCCGGUGGCGCCGCGCACCCGGCGCAGGCCCAGCCCCUGCCUCCCGCUCUGCACCCGCGGCGGGCACAGCGGCGUCUCAGCGGCCUGUCGGUGCUGCUGCUCUGCUGCGUCUUCCUGCUGGCCACGCAGCCGCUGGUGUGGGUGAGCCUAGCCAGCGGCUUCUCGCUGCCGGUGCCCUGGGGAGUGCAGGCGGCCAGCUGGCUCCUGUGCUGCGCCCUGUCAGCGCUCAACCCGCUGCUCUACACGUGGAGGAACGAGGAGUUCCGCCGCUCCGUGCGCUCAGUCCUGCCGGGCGUCGGCGACGCGGCGGCCGCUGCGGUUGCCGCCACGGCCGUGCCCGCAGUGUCCCAGGCGCAACUGGGCACCCGCGCCGCGGGCCAGCACUGGUAACCUAGCCGGGGCCCGAGGGAAGCGGAGAUCCCCGGCUUCCAACGUCCCUGGUCACCGUCGCCUCCUUCCCUCCUAAGGCAUCCCCUGCCAGAACGAAGACUCCCGCCGCGAAGCCCAGUAGAUCAGGGGAAAAUGUGACCUUCGACCCCAGCGGGCUACCUGAACCAAGGCCUCUCCCUAAGUGGGACGCCCGACGUCAGUUUGGACGGCCACCUGAUUUUUACCCUUUGUUUCUGUGUUUUAGAGAAAUCCUAAAUCAAAACACCAGGGACUUCAAGAACUUGCAAACUGGCGUUUUAAAAUAACCGGUUAAUUUAUUUCGACAUAGUUUGUUUUUGAAAAAGAGCUUUCAUAAUGUAUAACCCUUCCCUCUUUCAUCGUCUUAUAUAUGAAGCGCCUUGAGUGUGCAUGAGCCAAAGGAAAUAACAUUGAAGAAGGAAAACAAUAUGUAGAAAGUAUUUUAGAAAGUAACCUGUCUUUGAUGAUGCUUCUCUUAUCAUUUAGUUUUUGUAUAUUAACCUGGAGCAGUGAAGCCCUAGGUGUGCCCACCAGUAUGAGUUGCCAUUAAGACCUCAAGCCCUUUAUUCUUAAAAGGGUUUUUAAUAAAGUCUUUCUCAAAUGAGGUAGAAUCUUAGCCAGUGAGAAAAAAAAAAAUUAUUUUAUGCUCCUUUUGUUGCACUCCUAAGACUGAAAAUUGGCGUUGAGUGUUAAAGUGAAAAUUUUCCAGUUUGAUAAUUGAUGGUCGGAGUCAGCACUGGAAUUUUGAAAACAAAUAAGGUGAUUAUCUAUUUUAGGUACCAUUUCACAUUUUCUAUAGCAUGCACACUUGUUGCUACCCUCAUUUUGUAACCAAUUUAUUUGCCUUAUGAAUGUGAUUGCAGCUUUGAACAUUCUGUACUAUAAUGGUUGCUAAGAAGAAUAAGUCCUUCUGUUUUCUCUUUAACAUUUAAAAUAUCUCAAUGCACAUGAUAUAAUUAAACACUAAUAAUACCAUGACUGCAUAGCUAAUAUUAGCUGCUAUUGCAUGCUCCUAGAUGCUAGAACUUAUUGGGCAUGUGGUAUACUAAAGCGAUACCCGUUAGACAAGGACAUUUUACUUCUUCCAGACACCAGAAGAAAUGGCCUUCACUUAUUUGAAAAGAGACACAGACACCUCUGGCUACCUAGAGUUCUUCCUGUCUUGACCCAAUUUAUGAGAAAGCUCCCAGUUGGGACUUUAGCUCACAAAUGGAAUCACAGUCAGGAUGGAUCAGUAAUAUGGUUUGGCUCAGCAAAGCCAGCUGUGCUCUUUUAGGGUUUAAACAAGCCACACGUUAGAAAGCAACACUGUUUUUAUGUAGUUCAUAUAUAUUACCAUGACAUUUAACAUUAAUAUUGUGUAUGUUGAAGGAGGUAUGAUAAACUCAGUCAUAUAUAGUGAACAAUUCAAAUGGGAAAAUAUUCUAAAACAUAUUAUUUGAGAUUUGUCAUAUUCAUCUUUGGUUUACUAAGUUUACUUAGAAAUAUUUGAAAUGCAAAAUUGUGUGAAAUCACCUUAUCAAAUUAAAAUGGGAGGAAAGUAAUUUUAAUAAUCAUAUGUCAGCAUUCUGACUACUCACCACGUAAAAUCUGGGCCCAAACAGCCUCAGUUAACUGCAUAAUUCAGGAACAAAACCAGCUUGCUUUGUUGCACACCUGGGUAAUUUAAGCCAGGAUAUUAGGACCACUUGUUGUACAUUUGAAUAAUUAUGGAAGUUGGGACAAAUAUGUUCACCACCAACAAUCAGCUGUCAUUUUAUUAAUCUAUCCCUUUUGUGCAUGCACCAUUUCUCUCUUACUAAGGUUUCAUCUGUUCACAUUUUCCUUGAUUCAAAUAUUAAAGUUCAGACAACCA